GUUUAAAAUCACUCAAACUUGACCGAUCUUUCAAACAGAUUUCUUCUCUCAUUCUCUCCAUCAUCAUAUUUAUCAUACAGUAACCAACCAUGUCUGCCUAAUGCAUACGUGCAUCGCCUGGAAAAAGGCUGCUUUUUACUUACUAAAGCAUACUUGCUCCACACUUGACUAAAUUCCCUAUCAAAUUACACAACUUGACGUAACAGAGGCUGAACCAUAAUAUUAUAGUUCCUUGGUUGGUUUUGCUUCUUCUGAUCUUCAUGCUGGGCUUUAUUCAAUAUUUUCAUCAUCGUAUCCCAUCCCUCACACAGGAAGACUUCCUGUCGAACAUUAGUACAUGAAAGCACUGCACAUGAAAGAAGUGCAGCUCGUUGUGUAAGUACAUGAAACAGGCCCGGAAACCUUAUUCUAGACUGACUUGUAGGUAGCUUUACCCCUGAAAUUAAGAGUAUUGAUUGGACUCUGCUGGUAAAUUGUGAAUUAGUUAUUAAUUAAAUCAUCAUCAUGAAGCUACUAAUAAUUUUCACAGUUUUAAUGGCUUCACUAUUGACAACAGACGCCAGAAAAAGUGGGAAGCAGAGGGGAGGUAAGAACUCGGAGGGGAAUUCUACAACAAUGGAAUGUCUUGGACAGCAUCUUCCCGAAGCCAAAUUAACUUUUGGGAUGACAGAAUGCACCGAAGAGAUUGCGAUUAAUCCAAGAGACCAAGUUGAUAAGCCCCGAGGGAAGAAGAAAGCUAUGAAGAAAAAUCACAUGUGCAUUAAACUUUGUCAGAGGAAGAAGCAAGGAAUUUUAGAUUCGAACGGGAAGCUGUCCGAGUCUGGAUCAAACCGCUUCAUAGAGGAUUUAUUCCCUCAAAAGGCACGACCCAGGAUUCAGCGAGGGUUUAACAGAUGUGCAGAGGAUCACGGUGAUGGAUUCUCGGUUGCCAAUAAUUGCAAAGAAUACAAACGAUUCGAGAAAUGCAUGACCCGGAUCAUAUCCAAGGCAUGUGGGCUGAAAAACGACGGCAGAGUAAAUGGCGGAGGACGCGGUGGCAAGAAUGCGGCGAGACGAAACGGAAAUAAAGGGAAGAACAAGGGGAACAAUCGGAGGCAACAAUCCGAAGACCACGUCGAGGACGAUGAGGACAGUGAAGUUGAAGAGUAAUAAAAAAAA
Folsomia candida is the source of this 1158-nucleotide messenger RNA. RefSeq lists its product as uncharacterized. Gene Ontology annotation, molecular function: odorant binding. Lineage: Eukaryota; Metazoa; Arthropoda; Collembola; Entomobryomorpha; Isotomidae. The record is from RefSeq and is a predicted model, not a curated record. The coding region runs from base 505 to 1149 and encodes 214 amino acids. The transcript is spliced from 6 exons.